This is a messenger RNA of Trichogramma pretiosum, 632 nucleotides long. RefSeq names its product probable NADH dehydrogenase [ubiquinone] 1 alpha subcomplex subunit 12 (gene ND-B17.2). The transcript has 3 exons. The record is from RefSeq and is a predicted model, not a curated record. Bases 57 to 476 code for a protein of 139 amino acids. Lineage: Eukaryota; Metazoa; Arthropoda; Insecta; Hymenoptera; Trichogrammatidae. Gene Ontology annotation, biological process: mitochondrial respiratory chain complex I assembly; response to oxidative stress. Gene Ontology annotation, cellular component: membrane.
ACUACGUCUGCUACCAGUUUUGGAUAGAUACAACAGACAGAAUAGAAACGUCGAAAAUGGCCAAAGCUCUAGGUUUAGAUAAACUUGUCAAUUUCUUCAGAAGUAUCAAACACAAUGGUGGCAUACUCGGCAGCUUGCGUACUCUUUACAGAGUUGACGAGCUCAAGUUUGGAGACUUGAUUGGUGAAGAUAAAUAUGGAAACAAGUAUUAUGAAAACAACAUGUAUUUUUAUGGCCGCAACAGAUGGGUCAUCUAUUCUCCUCGUGUCCAUAUGAAUUACGAUGCAUCACAAGUCCCAGCUGAAUGGUAUGGGUGGCUGCAUUAUAAAACUGAUUUGCCACCUUUCAAAGAUCCAAGCCGACCAAAGUACAAAUGGAUGGUAGACCAUACCCCUAAUCUAUCUGGAACUAACAAGGCUUAUAUGCCUUACAGCACCGUCAAGACUAAAAUUGAAGCUUGGCAACCAAAGGAUUGAGAUUGUAACAUAGAACUUGUACAGUUUAUCUAGGUAUAAUUUAUAUUACAAAUUUGUUGAGUGUUGAUAACUGGUUAAAUUUGAUUUUACUUUUGAGAUACUUCAAUGUAUGAAAACAAUAAUCAAAUACAAUAGAAUUCUGAAAUGGUAUAAUAA